Messenger RNA from Agrilus planipennis (emerald ash borer), 1085 nucleotides. RefSeq names its product DNA excision repair protein ERCC-1 (gene Ercc1). Gene Ontology annotation, molecular function: damaged DNA binding; single-stranded DNA binding. The record is from RefSeq and is a predicted model, not a curated record. Lineage: Eukaryota; Metazoa; Arthropoda; Insecta; Coleoptera; Buprestidae. Gene Ontology annotation, biological process: UV-damage excision repair; mitotic recombination; meiotic mismatch repair. Gene Ontology annotation, cellular component: nucleus; nucleotide-excision repair factor 1 complex; ERCC4-ERCC1 complex. Bases 153 to 1085 code for a protein of 310 amino acids. The transcript has 7 exons.
GUCUAUGGUCGUCUAUUGGUUUAUCCGGUUUAUCCUUACAAAUGUUACAAAUUUAAUCACCUUGAAAAAUUUGAAAAAUAAAUAAACAGGAUCAAUCAACAACAGGAUUAAUUUUUAAUUGUAAUAAUUUGUAAUUAUAAUAACUCAAAAUAAUGGAUGAUACACUUAGUGCGAUUGCCAGUGAGUUUGAUACCGAAUUUGAUGAGACAAACGCUGAUGUUGCCAGCAGUUCCAAAUUGUCUAAUGACGCUUUAAGAACUGCUAAAACAUCCAGUAAAACAUACUGUCUUCUGGUUAAUCCAAAACAGAAAGGCAAUCCUUUGCUUAAAGCCAUUACCAAUGUUCCUUGGGAGUAUGAAGAUAUUGUACCAGACUAUCAAAUGGGUAGGACAGUGUGUGCCCUAUUUUUGUCACUUAGGUAUCACAACUUGAACCCAGACUAUAUACAUGAAAGACUUAAACAGUUAAAAAAAAUGUAUGAGUUACGUGUAUUACUAGUUCAAGUAGAUGUAAAAGAUCCAUAUCACCCCUUGAAACAUUUAACUAGAAUUUGUAUAUUGGCUGAUAUGACCUUAGUAUUAGCGUGGAGUGCUGAAGAAGCUGGUAAAAUCAUUGAAACCUAUAAAAUCUAUGAGAAUAAGCCAGCUGAAAUUAUAAUGGAAAAAAGUGAAUCUACACCAUAUUUGCAGUUAGUUCAAGCACUGACUUCCAUCAANAACCAUUCUAUUCACAGCUGGGUGAAGGUGGCGGGCACCGGGAACAUUUCCGGGGGUGACGGUGGGGGCGGCGAUGUCGCGGCCGCUAUGUUGGACUGGGAGGAGGGUGACAGAUUUAGUUUUGAGGACUCGGACCGUUUUGAGGAGGACUCCUUGUGUAGCUGGAGCUCUGAACCUGAAAGCGUGUGCAACAACUGGCGGGGUUGGAAAAAGCCCUCAGUGGGCUCCAGCUCGUACACUUAUGGAAAUAACAAAAAGAACGGAGACGGCUGGCCGAUCGAGGUGACCACUGCGGAAAUCAUUCAAGAAGUCGAAAUAUUAAUACUGAAAGAUGAUCGGCUUAAGAAGAACAGCUCGCAGAAAUGGUAG